AAAACAGUUAACACAGAUCGAAUUGGUUCUUUGGAGCCCAAAUCUGCCAUUCUCCUACUCUCCAUUGUUAGAGAGAGUAGUCCGCCCAAAUCCAUCAAAAAUCCAUCGCGCCGUCCUCCCGGAAGACACCGGCGGCGCAACGCCGGUGUCCCACGGAGCCCAAUCCAUCUCUCUUCACCGGUUCACGGCCUGUGGAAAGCGAAAGUGGUUGUUAGGGUUUUGCCGGCGCCUCUCCGAUGGCGGAAGAUGCUGGUAGUCGGAUUGAGGUGGCCAACCUCCUUUCCCUCGGCGAGGACCUCGUCGGGGUGCUCGUGGGCAUCAAGGACGGCGAAGCCCUUGCGCAGGCCUGCGACGGGGCACGGAUGCUGCGCUCCGCCUGCAGAUCCGAGUCCGGGGACCUCGAGCUCCAAAUCAAAGAGUAUCAGGAAAAAAUAAACUCCUUCAAGGAAAAGUUAGACAAGGCAAAAGCUGAAACAGUUACUGAUGAAGAACUGAACACGCUACAAAAUGAGAUGGAGGAGAAACUCCGGGGGGAGCAACAGCUUCGCCAAGACUUAAGAGCGGUGAGUGAUGAGCUUGAUAACCUAGACCGUCAAAGGACUUCUAUAGAAGAAAGGAAGGAUUCUGUCAAGAAGAAGGAGAAAGACAUGCUGAAGGCACAAAGUAUGCUCUCCAUGUGUGUGUCAGUUACAAAUAUGAUGCCAGAUUUCGAAGAUCAGGAGAAGAUUUCUGGAUAUAUUGUUGACAAGAACAGGAAGAAGCUAGAUAAGUUCGAAUUUGGGAAGACAAUGUCACCAGUUGAGAUCUGCGACAAGCUUUGGAAAAUGAUUUAGGGCGUGGUACCUGCAGAUUGUAGUCAUUGUACAUUAGCUCUGGUGCAGCAUGGUGGAGAAGGUGGACCGGACCUGGACGAGGCUGCAUCUGCAACCACUUGAACCUGAUGCUAGUUAUCUGACGUAGUCUAGUUCCUUAUGAUUGUACACCAAACAAAUGUCAGUUGUACGCCUGUUUGUAGCUACUGCCCCUGGUCCUGGCGAGACCUCUACUGCUAUGCUUGUUUCAAUCCAUGUUGCCCCUUUGUAACUCUGCUGAUGUACCCUUGGUGAACCAAUGUUAGAGCAAAACAUCUCAAUGCUGUGUUGGAA
Triticum aestivum (bread wheat) is the source of this 1145-nucleotide messenger RNA. Its product is annotated as kinetochore protein SPC24 homolog. The transcript is spliced from 5 exons. NCBI's taxonomy places the organism in Eukaryota, Viridiplantae, Streptophyta, Magnoliopsida, Poales, Poaceae. The record is from RefSeq and is a predicted model, not a curated record. The coding region runs from base 237 to 833 and encodes 198 amino acids. Gene Ontology annotation, biological process: regulation of chromosome segregation.